AAUGAAUCCAUAUUACUCUUACUAUCCCAAUUCCUAAUAAAAUAGUAAGCAUCAAUUAAUCUAUUAUAGACUUUUGGCAAUAUUAUCAAUAUAAUUAACUUCCCUAUUGGUAUUAGAUGAACAACCAGUAGUAGUAAUAAAUUAUGUCCUACCAAGUAGGAUGUUAAAGCGUGCCAUAAUAAGAUUAAAGCAAUAUUUAGUCUAAUAAUCUACAUCAGAUGAAUGAUCUCUAAAAUUAUGUUGAUAUAUAAAGUUUAGAGAGGAUGAAGACUUAAAAUAAUAUUGAACAAACUAAUUUAAAAGUUGAUCAAGAUUCAAAGAAAAAAGUAAAAAAAUAAAGAGGUAUGAUGUUUAAUCCUAUAUUUAGGUCAUUGGACAAAUGAGGAACAUUAUAAGUUCUUACAAUUUGUUAGACUUCACAACGACCUCUUCAAAACAACUGUUCAUAAGAAAUUAAAUCGUGUAUUUAAAAUGAUGGCUGAAGAAAUUUAAACAAGAAAUGCUUGUUAAUGCAGAUCUCAUUUCUCAAAAUUUAAUCCAUUUAUUGAAACAGUAAGAUUAUAUUAUAUACUUCUAGAACAUUUUAAGAAGAAAAUUGUGUAAUGAUGAAUAAGUAUAUGAAAAAAUGUUUGAAAAUAAAAACAAACUUGAUGUGUAAUGAUAUGUUCAAAAAAAUCAUAAUUUAUAGAAAUAUAUAUUAAAUUAUAUAAAUUAAUAAAUAUAUAUAAAAACAACAUAUGUCAUAACUUCUCUCCAAGAUGGUAUCAUUUGCUGUUCCUAUCGUAGUUUCGAAACACAAGUCAAAGUGAAUUCAAAGUGCCAAGUAUUAUUUCAUGAUAAUUUCAUGAGCAAAGUAAAGCACUGCCUGAUGACUUCGCCUCGUAGAUAUUAAAUAAUGACAUCGUUUUAGUGCUCAGUAAUUAUUCCAAUAAUGAAGCCCUUAAAAAUCUGAUCUAAUUGUAUAUGGUAAAAAUCUAUUUUAAAAAGAAUAGUAAGGGGUAGAGUAUUACAAAGAAUGCGAAGAUAGAGCGCAUGAAUACUUUGAAAUAAAGUUAAAAAACAUAUUUACAAACCCAUCGGUUUUAUAGCCUACAGAAUAAGCUAAACAAAGUACACCUCCAGAAAAGAAGAAAAUCGAAGUGCCAAAAAUAAAUGUUGUGUAAGCUUCAUAUUCAUUUAUGAAUAAACCUAAGACAUCCAAAAAGCCAGAUAACAAUAUACUUUCUUUUAGUUUUUAAGAACCUGUUGUUGAUAAAUUUUUUUAAUGUGGAUCUACAAUAAACAAGAAUUCAAAUAGUUAAAGCUUUUGCAAGAUAAUAAAAAAUACAGAGAGUAGUCAUAGUGGAGAAGAGGAAGAAGAAGAAAUUAUUCAUUAAAAAAAUAUAAUAGAAUAAGAGAAAGAAGAGAAAAUUAAAGAGAUUCAAAAUUAAGUUAUUGAAGAAUAAAUCAUAAUUUAAACAGAAGGUAGAGCAAAAGAAAUAGCUAGUUAAUUUAAAAAGCAAGAAAGACGAAUAUCAUAGGUAAUUAAAAAUAAAAUGACUAUUAAAUAGUAAAUAGAAGCAGGAAUGAAUGCAUAAGAGUCUAGUAUUUAAAAGAGGAAAGAGAUGAGAAAACUACGUUCUUAAUUUUCAUUGCACAAUAUAAAUAAAACUCAAUCAACUCCAACAAUAAAGCAAUUUAAUUAGCAUAAAACUCCAUAAGAUGAUCCUAAUUGUAUACCUGAAGAAACAAAUGAAAUAGGUAGUGGCAAGUUGUCUUCAAAUAAGAAGCAUAUAGAAGUUAAUUAAUUUUAAUUUAAUGAUGAGUGUAAAUGAACC
This is a messenger RNA of Paramecium pentaurelia, 1817 nucleotides long. NCBI's taxonomy places the organism in Eukaryota, Ciliophora, Oligohymenophorea, Peniculida, Parameciidae. The record is from the annotation of a GenBank genome assembly.